AUCUCACCCCCAAACCCCGAAUUCGAAGCCGCCGGAUCGAUUUGCGAGGAAGAAGAUGCCGGCGGCGGCGGCGCUGGUGCCCGCCUGCGACCUGGAGGAGCCGAUGCUGGCGGAGUCGUCGGACCGCUUCUCGAUGUUCCCCAUCCGGUACCCGCAGAUCUGGGAGUUCUACAAGAAGGCGGUGGCGUCGUUCUGGACGGCGGAGGAGGUGGACCUCUCCGCCGACGCGCGCCACUGGGACGCCGCGCUGUCCCCCGACGAGAGGCACUUCAUCUCCCACGUGCUCGCCUUCUUCGCGGCCUCCGACGGCAUCGUGCUCGAGAACCUCGCGUCCAGGUUCAUGUCCGACGUGCAGGUCGCCGAGGCGCGCGCCUUCUACGGCUUCCAGAUCGCCAUCGAGAACAUCCACUCGGAGAUGUACUCGCUGCUGCUGGAGACCUACAUCCGCGACGACGUCGAGAAGGACCGCCUCUUCCGCGCCAUCGACACCGUCCCCGCCGUGCGCCGCAAGGCCGACUGGGCCAUGCGCUGGAUCGACGGCGGCGAGCGCUUCGCCGAGCGCCUCGUCGCCUUCGCCUGCGUCGAGGGGAUCUUCUUCUCGGGCUCCUUCUGCGCCAUCUUCUGGCUCAAGAAGCGCGGCCUCAUGCCGGGCCUCACCUUCUCCAACGAGCUCAUCUCCCGCGACGAGGGCCUCCACUGCGACUUCGCCUGCCUCCUAUACGACCUCCUCCGCGGCAAGCUCGACGAGUCCCGCGUCCGCGAGAUCGUCGCCGACGCCGUCGACAUCGAGAGGGAAUUCGUCUGCGACGCGCUCCCCGUCGCGCUCGUCGGCAUGAACGGCGACCUCAUGAGCCAGUACAUCGAGUUCGUCGCCGACCGCCUGCUCAUGGCGCUCGGCUGCAAGAAGAUGUACAAGGUCGCCAACCCGUUCGACUGGAUGGAGCUCAUCUCCCUGCAGGGCAAGACCAACUUCUUCGAGAAGCGCGUCGGCGACUACCAGAAGGCGUCCGUCAUGUCCAGCAUCAACGGCGGCGCCAACCACGUCUUCAGCAUCGACGAGGACUUCUGAUCACACAUGUUAUUUAAAAUGUUCGUAUAAUUCUCUUGCUUUUUUGGGGCCGCGUUCUUGCCCCCUACAGGUUAAUGUAUUUUUCUGCACGCAUGU
Molecule: messenger RNA, 1165 nt
Organism: Oryza brachyantha (malo sina)
Lineage: Eukaryota; Viridiplantae; Streptophyta; Magnoliopsida; Poales; Poaceae
Product: ribonucleoside-diphosphate reductase small chain-like
Exons: 1
Coding region: 56-1069 (337 amino acids)
Biological process (GO): deoxyribonucleotide biosynthetic process
Molecular function (GO): oxidoreductase activity
Source: RefSeq, a predicted model, not a curated record